AUGGCGCUCAUCGACAGAGUGCCCGGGGACCUGAACCUGUACAUUGGUGGCAUGUUCACUCUGCGACGGCGCGAAGCCCUCCAGCAAGCCAAUAUCACGCACGUCUUGUCGGUAUUGCGUACACCACUAGAUCAAGACUUGUUUGGCCCCUUCAAGCACAUGGUUGUCGAGGUCGACGAUGUCGACGACGAGAAUCUAUUGGAGCAUUUCCCUGCUACAAACCGCUUCAUCCAGGAGGGGCUCCAGGGAGGUGGCGGAGUCUUGGUGCAUUGUGCUAUGGGCAAGUCACGGUCGGCUACCGUCGUCAUCGCGUAUUUGAUGCAAGAGCACAACAUCAGCCCAUCGGAAGCUCUGUCGCACGUUCGGCAAGCGCGAUCCAUCUGCGAACCAAACGAGGGCUUCAUGAAACAGCUCGAGCUAUACGGUGAGAUGCAGACACCAGAGAACGUCGAUGACACCCCGGCCUAUCAGCGCUGGGUCUACCAACGCGAGAUUGAGCUGAGCCGAGCGUGUGGCCAAGCUCCAGAGGCGGACAAGAUCCGCUUCGAAGACGAACAUGUCACCGAUGAAACUUCCGGCUUCGAAUUGAGAUGUCGUAAAUGCAGACGAGCAUUAGCAACGUCAACGUAUCUACUAUCGCAUGGGUCCGCUUCCUCCGUCAGCGAUGAGACACCGGAAGCUAAGAAAGCCUCUUCGCAGAACUGUUCCCACUACUUCCUAGAUCCCCUGUCAUGGAUGCGCCCCGAGCUCGAACAAGGCAAGUUGGAAGGCCGACUCGAAUGUCCAAAGUGUCACACCAACGUAGGCAAGUACGCCUGGCAGGGCAUGCAAUGUAGUUGCUCAGAGUGGGUCGUCCCCGGUAUCAGCCUGGCGAAGGGUCGAAUCGACGAAGCAAGGAAAGCAAACUUUGGUAUCCGUCGGCCACCGGGAGCAUCAGGUGCGCCUCCGUUGGGGGCAGCUCAGGCAAAGGAGAACCUAUGA
Molecule: messenger RNA, 981 nt
Organism: Alternaria ventricosa
Lineage: Eukaryota; Fungi; Ascomycota; Dothideomycetes; Pleosporales; Pleosporaceae
Exons: 4
Coding region: 1-981 (326 amino acids)
Biological process (GO): protein dephosphorylation
Cellular component (GO): nucleus
Molecular function (GO): protein tyrosine/serine/threonine phosphatase activity
Source: RefSeq, a predicted model, not a curated record